AUGGUCUCCACUGUGGCCGCGCACCUUUUCUUCUUCCUCAUCAGUGCCUUGUUUUCCUCUGUUUUCCUUUAUUUUUUUAACUUGGCCUCCACUCUUUCACUUUCUUUAUACCUCUCUCCUGGCAACCUUUCAUUUUCUUUCAUUUGUUUUGCAGUGAACCUGAUCCCCACCACCCCCAUAGUGGAGGAGCGACCCUUCCAGGCUGCAGAUGGAGGUGUUGUCGUGGCUCUGGGGAAGAGCAGAAAGAGAGUGUUCCCGGUGCCUCACACCCAGGAACCCAACCCCAUAUCUGAGGCUUACGGCUAUUGCAACACUCCCAACCGCACCGAACAGGCCUGGGAGGGUCACAGUCCUGCUGACUACAAGCUGCUGUCUGUCCAGGUGAUGAUUCGCCAUGGUGACCGCUACCCACUCUACUCCAUCCCCAAGACCAAACGGCCCGCCAUCGACUGCACCUUGUCCAUCAGCAGGAAGCCUUCCCACCCCCUGCUGAACUCCUUCAUCAGCCACAUGGGCCUGGGAGGGCGUGGCCAUUGGGAGUCACCACUGAGCUCUGUUCCCCGUCUGCCCAACCACAGUGUCUGUGAGAUGGGAGAACUCACGCAGACAGAUCGCAUGGCGUUCUGCCGCGGUGGCACCCAUGUCCACGUCAAGGCUGCUGCGAGCCGGCAGAUGGUGGAGGGAUGUUUUGGGCUGGAAUCAUGGGAAGUGAGGGCCUAG
Messenger RNA from Morone saxatilis (striped sea-bass), 720 nucleotides. Its product is annotated as 2-phosphoxylose phosphatase 1-like. The record is from RefSeq and is a predicted model, not a curated record. The transcript has 5 exons. NCBI's taxonomy places the organism in Eukaryota, Metazoa, Chordata, Actinopteri, Moronidae. Bases 1 to 720 code for a protein of 239 amino acids.